AUGGUUGAGAAAUUUAUUCUAAACUGGGAGAGUUUGAUUUCGAAUCAAGGGCUGUCGGCAAGAAUUGCCUCCCAGAUUCACCAGGCUCUUGAUUGGGGCCAUUGCCAAGCGGAUGAAAUCAACAUCCUCAACAGGGUUCUUUCAUUCAUUGAUGAUGUGCCGCAGUGCAACACAACCCUGGUACACUUGGCAGCCCUCGGGGAAGUAGAGAUGAUGGAGGCAUUAGAGGAAGAGCCCUGGGCAAUUAACCAGCCAGAUCGUUACGGGAUGGCUCCCAUACACUACGCGAGUAUGGAUGGUGACUUGGAAAUCCUGAAAAUGCUGAUUUGGGCAGAAGCUGACGUUAACAUAUCCGAUCUUGACGGUUUGACACCUCUCAUGUUUGCAGCAUUGAACGGCCAUGUCGACUGUAUCCGUCUGUUGGUAGACCACAAAUGCAACAUUGAACAAAGAUCGCAUACCGAAUUCCGAGCCAUACACUAUGCGGCGCAAUUUGCCAGCCGAGAUCAGUCCUUGCAUUGGUUGCAGCAGGCGCUUCAGCCUCAGCUCGUGGCUGGCUUGGACAAACACCUCUACACCGACUGGCCCGUUCCGAAAUGGGUACCAGUUUCGAAGCCAUCAAAGAAACAAUAUCAUCCCUCCUGGUGA
Messenger RNA from Clonostachys solani, 648 nucleotides. Lineage: Eukaryota; Fungi; Ascomycota; Sordariomycetes; Hypocreales; Bionectriaceae. The record is from the annotation of a GenBank genome assembly.